Molecule: messenger RNA, 2829 nt
Organism: Sesamum indicum (sesame)
Lineage: Eukaryota; Viridiplantae; Streptophyta; Magnoliopsida; Lamiales; Pedaliaceae
Molecular function (GO): zinc ion binding
Source: RefSeq, a predicted model, not a curated record
UGACCUAAAUACCCAUCUCCCACAGCAUUGGUAGCGGCUCCCAGCCUUCGCAACACCCUCUUCUGCCCUUCCUUCUACCUUCUCUCUUUUCCCCAAUUUCCCAUUUCUCUCCUUCCUCUAUCCCUUUACCCGCCACUUUCAAAUUAUUGUUAUUAUACACCCCUGGGACGAAGCGUGAUUUGUUUUCUUUUCAUUGACGCUUCUGAAUUUUGGUUGUUUCUGUAUGUAAUCUGUGGCGGAUCGUUUGUUGGGUUUGUCAGAUUCUUGUACUGGGAGUGUUCUGGCAGCUGGGUUUUGGCACUGCUCUAUGAAAGACUCUAGCUUGAUGUCAUAAAAUUGGCUUUUUCUUGCUUCGUGUUGUUUGUUCAGGCCUAAGGAAAAAUGGCAAACCAUGAUGUGCUGCUUGGACAAAAUAAUAGUGGAGCUCUUGGUCAUAGCCAGCCUGUAGUGCUAAACCGUAAUCAUAGCAUGGCUAUUGCUCAAACCCACGGGUUGGAAAUGGGACAGCCUCAUGAGCAAGAAGCCAGAUUGGGGCAGGGUCACGACAACCAGGGCGAUGAUGAUCAUGAAUAUGAACAGGGGAAUAGGUUAACGAUGGAGGAGAAACCUGAGCACGAAGUCCAAGAUGUGCAUUUACAUGGAGGGAGCAGUGAGUUAGAUAUGUCUGAUCACAAUGAAUUGGCAGUCUCUGAGACCCAAGAACUUGAUGAGAAUAUGGAAUUAGCGGUGAUCCAGCACGAGGACAUGGGUAUAGACUCAGUGCAUGAUAUGAGUCUUCACCAGGCUCUUAUAGUUACUCCCUCUCAUGUCCUCCAGCAGCGAACUCUUGCUAUAAGCCCUAACUAUGAGCUUCAUGUGGGGCAAGAAUUCCCUGAUGUCAAAGCUUGUAGGAGGGCUUUGAGGGAUACAGCUAUUGCCCUGCACUUUGAAAUGCAGACCAUAAAAUCAGAUAAAACUCGCUUUACUGCGAAAUGUGCCAGUGAGGGGUGCCCGUGGCGUAUUCAUGCUGCAAAGCUUCCUGGUGUACCCACUUUCACAAUCAGGACCAUCAAUGAUAACCAUACAUGUGGUGGAAUUGCCCAUCUUGGGCAUCAGCAGGCCUCAGUGCAGUGGGUUGCCAAUUCCGUAGAGCAACGGCUCCGGGAGAACCCUAAUUACAAGCCGAAAGAGAUACUGGAAGAAAUUCAUAGAGUUCAUGGUAUCACAUUAUCCUACAAGCAGGCUUGGCGUGGAAAGGAAAGGAUCAUGGCUGCCAUGCGAGGAUCCUUUGAAGAAGGCUAUCGUCUCCUCCCACAGUACUGCGAGCAAGUAAAACGGACUAACCCAGGAAGUAUUGCAUCUGUCUAUGGAAAUCCUGCAGACAACUGCUUUCAGCGUCUCUUCAUUUCAUUCCAGGCAUCAAUAUAUGGUUUCCUAAAUGCCUGCCGUCCUCUUCUUGGGCUUGACAGGACAUUCUUGAAGAGUAAAUAUUUAGGUACAUUGCUUCUGGCUACUGGUUUUGAUGGGGACGGCGGCCUUUUCCCUUUGGCCUUUGGUGUUGUUGAUGAGGAGAAUGAUGAUAACUGGAUGUGGUUUCUCUCGGAGCUUCAUAACCUUCUUGAGGUCAAUACUGAGAACAUGCCAAGGCUUACAAUACUGUCAGAUAGGCAAAAGGGCAUUGUGGAUGGUGUGGAAGCCAAUUUCCCCACUGCUUUCCAUGGUUUUUGCAUGCGUCAUUUGAGUGAAAGCUUUCGCAAAGAAUUUAACAAUACAAUGCUCGUUAACCUUUUGUGGGACGCUGCCCAUGCUCUUACAGUUAUUGAAUUUGAAGCCAAAAUUCUCGAGAUUGAGGAGAUAUCUCAAGAUGCCGCAUACUGGAUUCGCCGGAUUCCGCCUCGUUUAUGGGCUACAGCUUAUUUUGAGGGAACAAGAUUUGGACACUUGACGGCUAAUAUAGUGGAAUCUUUAAAUACUUGGAUUUUGGAGGCCUCAGGUCUUCCAAUAAUUCAAAUGAUGGAAUGCAUCCGGAGGCAGCUCAUGACUUGGUUCAAUGAACGUCGAGAAACUAGUAUGCAGUGGACAUCCAUUCUUGUACCUACUGCAGAGAGGCGAGUUGCCGAGGCUCUUGAGCGUGCACGUACAUACCAGGUUCUUCGUGCUAAUGAAGCUGAAUUUGAGGUAAUAUCUCACGAGGGGACAAACAUUGUUGAUAUCCGGAAUCGCUGCUGUCUUUGUCGGGGAUGGCAGCUGUAUGGUCUACCCUGCGCGCAUGCUGUUGCUGCUCUACUCUCAUGCAGGCAGAAUGUCCAUAGAUUCACCGAGAGCUGCUUUACUGUUGCUACUUAUCGUAAGACAUACUCGCAGACUAUACAUCCUAUUCCCGAUAAAACGCUGUGGAAGGAGUUAUCUGAUGGAGAUCCCAGUGUCAGCAAAGCUGUCGAAAUGGUUAUUAAUCCACCUAAGUCACUGCGUCCUCCUGGCCGACCAAGGAAAAAGCGUGUUAGAGCAGAAGAUCGUGGUCGUGUGAAGAGAGUUGUACAUUGUAGCCGUUGCAAUCAGACAGGACACUUCAGAACAACAUGUGCAGCACCAAUAUGAGAGCUCAUUCUGGAUAGUUAUUCAAUGAAAUAAAGUUAAGCUAAGACCUCUCUAGAGAUUUUUCUUAGACCUGUUUAUUGUUAAAGGAUUUAUUAUUAGUUCAGGUUGCAAAUUGUUGUCCUUGAUGCCAGAUAAGAUCACUAUGUUUCUUAUGUAUCGUGUUCAGUAUUUGAUUUUAGUGCCAUGUAAAUGAAGGGAUGCGACCUUAUGGUAUUCUCUUGGCAGUCUCUAAUGAUUUUGCAGAUUAUUUUA